AUGAAUUGCUCGACUAUCGCGCGGCCCGGCUUCUUCCUCGUCUUUUGCUUCGCCAUUCUUACGCUCGUCUUCGACGCUGCGGCGGCCCCACAAGGUUGCGAACAAGACACUGGAGUUGGCAAAAACGGGUUGCCCGUCGAGAACUGCUUCCUGUAA
Epithele typhae is the source of this 156-nucleotide messenger RNA. RefSeq lists its product as uncharacterized. Lineage: Eukaryota; Fungi; Basidiomycota; Agaricomycetes; Polyporales; Epitheliaceae. The record is from RefSeq and is a predicted model, not a curated record. Bases 1 to 156 code for a protein of 51 amino acids. The transcript is spliced from 2 exons.